AUGUUUGAAGACUUCUCCUUCACCUCGCCAUCGUCGCGACCAGCCCGUCUCGCCCUCGACCCAGACGACCGUCUAAUGGUCGACAGCGACAGCAACCUAAUCUCACCACUCUCCUCCCGCUGUCCAUCACCACAAUCGCAACGCUUCCGCAACAUCUCGCGCUCACGCUCAUCCCACUUCCACCGCAACCAACAACCCCCGACAUCCGUCCCCUUCCCCUAUGACUCAGACCACAAACGACUAUCAAUCUCAACCCUAACACAAAAACUACACGAACACACCCUCGCAACUCCAACAGGCGACCUCCAAAACCGAUACACUCACUCCAACACCCAACCCCGAACCGGGAGACACAAUCCCGGCUCACGCCGCUACCCGGGCACAGGAUACGUCCUCACGCCCCCGGACACAGACCACUCCGACGACUCAGGCGUCGGCGAAUGUCUCUCCUCACCCUCCGCAUCCUCAACAACAAGUCCGACUUUCAUGCCCCCGGACCUCCUCUCCGAUCUACCGGAUUUCGGCCUCGGACACCCCUUCUACCCACAACCUCAUCCAUACCACCAAGACGUCCGCAUGCAGCGCGAGCAGAUCUCCAGAUUGCAAUGCAACGAGUCGGAGGUCGAGGCUAUGCAGCGCUCGCUGCUAGAUGACCCAUCUUCUGCACCGGACUUCUGUGACGAGGACGAUUGUCAUCCGAGUUCGUUGCCGCCGCGGUCGUCGCCGCGGAGGAGGGCGGUUACGCUUGCGCGGAGUCGGUUUGGGCCUGAGGGUGGUGCGGAGGGGAGGGCUAGGAGGAAGAGUUCUUCGGCGGGGGUUUUGUCGAGUCGUGUUGAGAAGAGUCAUUAUGGUGGGUUUGGGAAGAGGAAUGAGCAGGGGCUUAGGAGGAAGAGUCUUGUUAGUGCGGCUUUGGCCUCGAUGGUUGAGAGGGAUGAUGAUUGA
This is a messenger RNA of Penicillium expansum, 942 nucleotides long. RefSeq lists its product as uncharacterized. Bases 1 to 942 code for a protein of 313 amino acids. Lineage: Eukaryota; Fungi; Ascomycota; Eurotiomycetes; Eurotiales; Aspergillaceae. The record is from RefSeq and is a predicted model, not a curated record. The transcript has a single exon.